AUGACUGCAGCGGGUUUGUGGGGUUUUACCUGAGCAGAGCUGCACUUGUCCACCUGCCCGUCUGCCCGUCUGCCCGUCUGCCCACCGGCUGUGUGUGUCUGCUCGUCUGCUGCUGUUGAUAUCUUCAGAGAUGUUGUGCAGUCGUAGGAAGCGUCUUCAGGUCUCUCGUGUCCUCUUCUUGCUCUCGGGGGUGUGUCUCUGUGCCCUGUACCAGCUGACGGUCAGUGCCAGGCUCCAGGCGGGCGUCACUCUGCCCCAGACCGGCCUGGACUUUGGGCAGGGGUCAGCAGAGGGACCAGAGGAGAACCUGACAGAAGACGGUGUUUCACAUGAGCCUGGACAGACUCCGAGCACAGCAGAGACAGAGACGUCCACAGAGACAUUCACGUCCACACAGACCCCGCCUCCCCCUGCAGCUUCACCUCGUCCCUCUAAUAAAACUCUCAUCCACUGUGUAUAUUUGACCCCCCCGCCUCCUCCUGUGACCCCCACCCCGCUCCCCGCUCCUCCUGAAGCUCCGUCCAGCCCGUCUCCUCCAGGGGGCGCUCCUCACGCUCAGGGGGACUACCCGGAGGACCUGUUCAGUAUCGAGGAGCGUCGGCGGGGCUGGGUGCUCCUCCACAUCCUGGGCAUGAUGUACAUGUUUGUGUCUCUGGCCAUCGUCUGUGACGAGUUCUUCGUUCCUGCUCUGGGGGUGAUCACAGAUAAACUGGCCAUCUCAGAUGAUGUGGCCGGAGCCACGUUCAUGGCGGCCGGAGGGUCGGCUCCGGAGCUCUUCACGUCUCUGAUCGGCGUCUUCAUCGCUCACAGUAACGUGGGCAUCGGAACCAUCGUGGGCUCGGCCGUGUUCAACAUCUUGUUCGUGAUCGGGAUGUGCGCUCUGUUUUCUCGUGAGAUGCUCCACUUGACCUGGUGGCCGCUCUUCAGAGACGUGUCCUUCUACAUCCUGGACCUGAUCCUCCUCAUCCUCUUCUUCCUGGACAACGUGAUCCUGUGGUGGGAGAGUCUGAUGCUGGUGGGCGGCUACUCUCUGUACGUGGUCUUCAUGAAGUACAACGUGCAGAUCGAGAGGUUUGUGAAGGGCCUCCUGCACAGACACAAGAUGAUUGUGAAGGUCAUCGCUUUGGAGGAGCCGGAGAAGGUGAACGGUGACGCUGUGGAGCCGGGACCCACGAUUCUGGAGGACAAGAACCGCCUGAAGUUGAAGCCGUCUCUUCAGCGUGGGGGGAGCUCUGCGUCUUUACACAACAGCACCAUGAGGAACACCAUCUUCCAGCUCAUGAUCCACACACUGGACCCUCUGGGAGACGGUAAAUUUAAGGAUAAAGCAGAAACUCUGAACAGUGUGGCCAGCAAGAAAACAGAAGGAAAAACUCAGGACAAAAGAGACGACGUGGGUCCGAAGCCGGAGCAGAGCAAAGAUCCGGACCCUCCUAAAGCUCCAGACUCCGAGAAGAAGGAGACGGAAGACACGAAGGACGACGUUCCUGCAGACGGCGGCUCCGAAGACUCUGAUGACUCCAGCGACAGUGACGAGAGCGACGACAGUGACGAGAGUGAAGAGAGCGAGGAAGAGGAGGAGGAGGGAGAGGAGGAGGAGCCUCUGUCUUUAGAAUGGCCCGACACCAGAAGGAAACAGGUCACGUACCUGCUCCUCCUGCCCAUCGUGCUCCCGCUGUGGCUCACGGUGCCCGACGUCCGGAACCAGAAAUCCAGAAAGUUCUUUGUGAUGACGUUCCUCGGGUCCAUCAUUUGGAUUGCCAUUUUCUCCUACCUCAUGGUGUGGUGGGCCCAUCAGGUGGGUGAGACGAUCGGAAUCUCAGAGGAGAUCAUGGGGCUCACCAUCCUGGCAGCGGGCACCUCCAUCCCCGACCUCAUCACCAGCGUCAUCGUGGCGAGGAAAGGUCUGGGCGACAUGGCCGUGUCCAGCUCUGUGGGCAGCAACAUCUUCGACAUCACCGUGGGGCUCCCGGUGCCGUGGCUCUUGUACUCGUCCUCUCACGGCUUCGCCCCAGUGGCCGUCAGCAGUAACGGACUCUUCUGCGCCAUCGUGCUCCUCUUCCUCAUGCUGCUCUUCGUCAUCGUCUCCAUCGCCUGCUGCAAGUGGAAGAUGAACAAAUUCCUGGGCUUCACCAUGUUUCUGCUCUACUUCAUCUUCCUGGUGCUCAGCGUCAUGCUGGAGGACCGACUCAUCAUCUGCCCCGUGUCCAUCUGAGACCCCGAGACCCCGAGGCCCAGAGACCCCGAGGACCUGACCACUAUCUGAGGCCCCGAGCAAUCAGGAGAGAGGACCAACUCAUCA
Boleophthalmus pectinirostris (great blue-spotted mudskipper) is the source of this 2302-nucleotide messenger RNA. Its product is annotated as sodium/potassium/calcium exchanger 1-like. Gene Ontology annotation, cellular component: membrane. The record is from RefSeq and is a predicted model, not a curated record. Gene Ontology annotation, molecular function: calcium, potassium:sodium antiporter activity; calcium channel activity. NCBI's taxonomy places the organism in Eukaryota, Metazoa, Chordata, Actinopteri, Gobiiformes, Gobiidae. Gene Ontology annotation, biological process: intracellular calcium ion homeostasis; long-term synaptic depression; long-term synaptic potentiation. The transcript is spliced from 9 exons. The coding region runs from base 131 to 2215 and encodes 694 amino acids.